Messenger RNA from Arctia plantaginis, 1260 nucleotides. The record is from the annotation of a GenBank genome assembly. NCBI's taxonomy places the organism in Eukaryota, Metazoa, Arthropoda, Insecta, Lepidoptera, Erebidae.
AUGGAGUAUUCAAGUCAUGAUUCCGUUCAGGACCCCAAUUUUAUGCCCGAUGAAGACUUUAGUGACACAAGUACAAGUGACGACAAUGACAGUCAGAUUUGGAACCCUCCUAGGUUUUCAAGGCGUUUGUCAACAUGUUCGGAUAGUGAUAUACCUCCAUUGCCUGAAAUAGAACGGCUUAGGUCAUUAAAGACAGCUCCUGUCGAUUCAGAACUCCAGCCACCAAACGUGCCAAGUACUUCUGGUUCUACUGAUGCUCAAAUUUCUGAACAAGAGUGGAUGGAAGAACAACUGUCCAACAUACAAUGGGAAAUGCCAAGUCAUGAUGAUCAUCCUGCCAUAGAUUAUACUGUACCAAGUUCCGAUUCUUCUGCUAGAUCAAGAAACCACCUAUGUACUCCAGUAACUAGAGACGAUAUGUUGAAAUUUUUGGCUCUAGUUGAAUGGAUGGAUUUGGUGAAAUUACCAAGUAUCAAAGAUUACUGGAGAAACCACAAACUCUAUGGUAUACCCCUAGCUCGUCCUGUUAUGCCUCGGAAUAGAUUCGAGCUGAUUCUAAAAUUUGUUUAUUUCGCCAGCAACCAAACUGAUGAUACUGAUGACAGACUGUAUAAAAUAAAAGACGUACUCAAUAUGUUUAUAAAAGACUAUCAAAAUGUCUACACACCAGGAGAAAAAGAACCUAAUACAGAAGUCUCAGAAAAGGUAGUGCUAUCUUUGGCAGAGGGUCUUUUCAACGAGGGCAGGACCAGGUACACAGACAACUAUUACACAAGUGUUCCACUUGCACUGCGAAUGCGUAAACGAAAGACACAUUUAGUAGGGACAUUGAGAAGUAACAGAAAAUACUUGCCUAAGGAAGUUACCAACACAAAACUAAAAAAAGGCGAAAUAGCAGCUCAGCAAUCAAGUAAACGCAUCGUAGCUUUGAAAUGGCGUGACAAGCGAGAUGUGCUUAUACUUUCCACAAAGCAAUCUGGUCUAAAAACGAUCGCCAAAAGGAACAGAAGAGGUGAAAGCAUAAGAAAACCUGCAUGUAUUGAAGAUUAUAAUCUAGGUAUGCUCGAAGGAUCCAAUCACACAUCAGUGACUGCUACCCCUAGCUCAGUCAGUGCUAAACAUUACCUGGUCCCGAAUAUGAAAGAUGGAGUGAAAAAGAAAGCUCGUUGUUCUGAAUGUUAUAAGAAAUACGGUAGGUACAAGGAAAAAUACCAGGAAAAACCAUCGAGGGAAAACUACGAGAAGCUGCCCAAGUUGUAA